Penaeus monodon (black tiger shrimp) is the source of this 1169-nucleotide messenger RNA. RefSeq lists its product as uncharacterized. The record is from RefSeq and is a predicted model, not a curated record. Gene Ontology annotation, molecular function: peptidase inhibitor activity. Gene Ontology annotation, cellular component: extracellular region. NCBI's taxonomy places the organism in Eukaryota, Metazoa, Arthropoda, Malacostraca, Decapoda, Penaeidae.
AGUCUGGGGUUUCCUUGCGAGGUUUCGAGGAAGGAAGCCGAGCCAGUCCGGACGGCCGCGUAUAAAAGGAGGAUGACGAGCCUCGAAAUCACACUAACAUCCCGCGCUUUCGACAUGAAGGGUCUCGGAGUCAUUCUGUGCUGCGUCUUCGCGGUGGUUUCAGCCCACGGAGGUAGACCAGGAGCUAGACCUGGAGGCUUCCCUGCUGGAGUCCCCGGAGGCUUCCCUGGCGGAGUUCCUGGAGGAUUCCCUGGCGGAGUUCCUGGAGGAUUCCCUGCUCCACAUCCCGGAGGCUUCCCUAGCGCCACAGCCCCACCUGCCACCUGUAGGCGCUGGUGCCGAACUCCAGAGGAUGCUGUCUACUGCUGCGAGUCCAAGUAUGAACCCGAGGCGCCCGUCGGCACCAAGCCACUUGACUGCCCACGAGUCCGUGACACCUGCCCACCGGUACGUUUCGGUGGACUAGCACCAGUAACUUGCUCCAGUGACUACAAGUGCGGCGGCAUUGACAAGUGUUGCUUCGACAGGUGUCUCAAAGAACACGUGUGCAAGCCGCCUUCCUUCUAUAGCCAAUUCGCUUGGAUAAGCUUAGUGUAUUUCACUGAAGAUAAAGAGAUCAACAGUGAAUUCAAGCAGCACCUGGCGGUGGUUUCAGCCCACGGAGGUAGACCAGGAGCUAGACCUGGAGGCUUCCCUGCUGGAGUCCCCGGAGGCUUCCCUGGCGGAGUUCCUGGAGAAUUCCCUGCUCCACAUCUCGGAGGCUUUCUUAGCGUCACAGCCCCACCCGCCACCUGCAGGCGCUGGUGCCGAACUCCAGAGGAUGCUGUCUACUGCUGCGAGUCCAAGUAUGAACCCGAGGCGCCCGUCGGCACCAAGCCACUUGACUGCCCACGAGUCCGUGCCUGCCCACCGGUACGUUUCGGUGGACUAGCACCAGUCACCUGCUCCAGCGACUUAAAGUGCGGUGGCCUUGAUAAGUGUUGCUUCGACAGGUGUCUCAAAGAACACGUGUGCAAACCGCCUUCCUUCUACAGCCACUUCGCUUGAAAAGGAAAAUUUAACGUAUUUAUUGAUUCGUGUAGUGUCCAUGACUAAUAAAUGUUUAUAUAAGCCUAAUUAUAUUAUUAUGAUUGUGAAUAAGCGAUAAUAUACAUGUUUAUAUUAAUUUU